Molecule: messenger RNA, 3642 nt
Organism: Colletotrichum higginsianum IMI 349063
Lineage: Eukaryota; Fungi; Ascomycota; Sordariomycetes; Glomerellales; Glomerellaceae
Product: linoleate diol synthase
Exons: 5
Coding region: 1-3642 (1213 amino acids)
Biological process (GO): response to oxidative stress
Molecular function (GO): peroxidase activity; monooxygenase activity; oxidoreductase activity, acting on paired donors, with incorporation or reduction of molecular oxygen
Source: RefSeq, a predicted model, not a curated record
AUGAAGGAGACAAAUUGCCCGUCUGUUGAGCCCCAGUCCUCGACCUUUCCUCCCUUCCCUUUCUCUCUCUGUCCUCUCUCUUCUUACCAUAUUCCCCUUCCCUCUUACAGCUACAAGUCAACUGGAACGCUCGCCAGAAUGUCUCAAGCUCAGGAGCAGUUCCCCAAGCACCAGCCGGCCCUGACCGAGAAGUUGGCGGCAGUCCGUGACGUCCUUCACAAGUCCAUCUCCCCAAUCCCUCCUCACCCCGAACCAUCUCCCAGCGCCACCGCUCAGGAGGCAGAACCAACCACACUUCUCCAAGAUGUCAAGAAGCUCGGCUUCGAGGACGUUGACACGCUAGUCGACUUCCUCGGCUCCGCCGUCAGAGGUCAAAUCGACGACAAUGACAUGCUCUUGGAGCGCCUCAUUGAACUCUUCUCCAAGCUGCCACCCGGCACGGUGAAGGGCAAGAAGCUGGAGUACGGCCUAAUCAACCAGCUGUGGAAUGGCGUCGAACACCCGCCGAUGACAACGCUGGCCGAGGAGCACAAGUACCGCGCCGCCGACGGCUCCAACAACAACAUUCACAGCCCAAAGAUGGGCGCCGCAGGCACAGCAUACGCGCGGUCAGCACCGCCCAUCGCGUACCAGAAUCCCAACCAGCCAGAGCCCAGCCUCGUCUUCGACAUGCUCUUCGCCCGAGGGGAUGACUUCAAGCCUCACCCCAACAAGAUCUCGAGUGUUUUGUUCUACUUGGCCACCAUCAUUACCCAUGACAUCUUCCAGACUGACGGUCUCAGCGGUGUCAACAAGACGUCCUCUUACUUGGACCUUGCGCCCCUCUAUGGUCGCAACCAGGAAGAGCAAGAUGCUGUGAGAACAAAGCUGGAUGGCAGACUGAAGCCCGACUCCUUCUCCUCCAAGAGAGUGCUCGGCUUUCCUCCCGGAGUUGGCGUCAUGUUGAUCAUGUUCAACCGCUUUCACAACUACAUCGUGACUCAGCUCGCCAGCAUCAAUGAGAACAACCGCUUCGAUAGACCGACGGGCCCCGUCCCAGACCCGUCCGAUGACGCGCCAGAGGUGCCUGAAAAGCCCGAGAGCGACGUUGACCAGGACUCAGCAGAGUACAAGGCGUAUCUGACCAAGAAGGCCGCCUCCGACUCUUGGAACGCCUGGGCCAAGUACGACAACGAUCUCUUCCAGACGGCCCGUCUCAUCACCUGUGGCCUCUAUGUCAGCAUCGUCCUCCGUGAUUAUGUACGCACCAUUCUGAACAUGAACCGCACGGCCUCCAGCUGGGCCUUGGACCCCCGUACCAACGAGGGCAAGAGCAUCCUCAGGGGCGAGACUCCCGAAGGCACCGGCAACCAGGUGUCGGUGGAGUUCAACCUCAUCUACAGGUGGCACUGCACCAUCUCGCCCAAGGACGACAAAUGGACUCAGGAGAUGUUUGCCAAAGAGCUGAAGCACCCGAGCGAUCCUGACAAGAAGGUCGAGGACUUCACUCUGAAGGAGUUUGGUCACGCCAUCAGAGACUGGGAGCAGCGCAUUGAUGAAGACCCGGUCAAGCGUGGCUUCGCCGAUCUCAAGCGUGGCAAGGACGGUUCUUUCCGCGAGGAAGACCUGGCCAAGAUUUUCAAGGAGUCUGUUGAGGAUGUGGCCGGCUCCUACGGCGCCAACCGCAUCCCCGAGAUCAUGAAGCCCAUCGAGCUGCUGGGCAUCAUGAACGCGCGAAAAUGGAACGUUUCUAGUCUUAACGAAUUUCGGGAAUUCUUUGGGCUCACGAGGCACCCGACAUUCGAGGACAUCAACCCCGACCCCGAGGUCGUCAAGAAGCUCCGAUACCUGUACGGCACCCCCGACCAGGUCGAGCUGUACCCGGGGCUGGUCGCUGAGAAGGCCAAGCCGCCGAUGGCUCCGGGCAGCGGACUGUGUGGAAACUUCACCAUGACGCGAGCAAUUCUGAGUGAUGCCGUUGCCUUGGUCCGUGGCGACCGUUUCUACACGAUCGACUACACACCUAAGAACCUGACCAACUGGGGAUUUAACCAGGCCAGUUACGAUCACAAUGUUGACCAGAGCCACGUGCUGUACAAGCUGGUGUACCGCGCGUUCCCAAACUCGUUCAAGCAGAACAGCAUCUACGCGCAUUUCCCGAUGACGGUGCCGUCGGAGAACAAAAAGAUCCUCGAGAGCAUCGACAGGGCGUACCUGUACUCGUGGGACGAGCCCAAGACGAAGACGAGCACGAUUCCCGUCUUCUCGCACAAGGCCGUCAGCGAGAUCCUCUACAACCAGACGGACUUCAAGGUCACCUGGGGCGAGGCGAUCCGGCACCUGGUGGCGCAGCCCGGCAAGGAGUACGGAAAGAACUUCUGCCUGGCCGGGGACGGCAAGGCCAACAUGCUGAACCGCACGCAGAUCCGCAAGGCGCUGAUCUCGGGUCCGUGGGAGCAGGAGGUGUGGAGGUGGUACACGCACAUGACGCCCAAGCUGUUGGAGCAGAACAGCUUCCCGAUACGCAAGGGCGUCAACGAGGUGGACAUUGUACGCGACGUCAUCAACCUGACCAACACGCGCUUCAACGCGGCGCUCUUCUGCUUGCCCAUCAAGAACGAGGACUCGCCGUGGGGCGUGUACACGGACCAGGAGCUGUACAUGGUGGUGGCCACGCUCUUCCAGUCCGUCUUCCUCGACGCCGACGUGGCCAACAGCUUCAAGCUGCGCACGAUUGCGCGCGAGCUCGGCCAAGGGCUCGGCAAGCUCAUGACGGUCGUUGUGCAGGCCGUCGCCAAGGCCGGCUUCAUCACGGACAUUGUGGCCAAGAUCCGCGAGGGCGAGGCGUCGCUGCCGACGUUCGGCAACCACCUCAUCGAGCGGCUCAUCGCCGACGGCAAGGACAUUGACGAGGUCAUCUGGGGCACCAUCAUGCCCGUCGUCACGGCCAACGUCACGAACCAGUCGCAGGUCAUGGCGCUGUGCAUCGACUACUACCUCGGCGAGGGCAAGCAGUACCUGGGCGAGCUGUACGACCUGGCCCACCAGAACACGGCCGAGGCGGACGAGAAGUUGAUGAAGUACAUGCUCGAGGGAUGCAGACUCCGCGGCACUGUCGCCGUCUACCGCGAAGCCGCCACCAACCAGGUGAUCACCGACUACGCCCCCUGUCUGCUGGACCCCAACGACCCCUCUUCGCGGACGCCCGUCGUCAACGACGACAUCGAGGGCACCAAGUACGAGGUCAAGAUCCCCAAGGGCCAGCGCGUCCUCUGCAACCUCAUGACGGCCGGGCGUGACCCGACCAUCUUCGAGGCGCCGGGCGAGGUGCGCCUCGACCGGCCGCUCGAGUCGUACGUCCACUUCGGCCUCGGCCCGCACUGGUGCGCCGGCAAGGAGAUCAGCCGCGUGGCGCAGACGAGCCUGUUCAAGCAGAUCGUCGGCCUCAAGAACCUCAGGCGGGCCGAGGGCGGCCGCGGCAAGCUCAAGAACAUGCCGGCGGGCGUGUGGAACGGCCAGGUCGGCCUGCCCGUCGGCGGCGCACGGAACGGCGCCGCUGGCAAGAGGAGCGAGCCGUGGCUGGGUCUCCGGGCGUUCAUGACGGCGGACCAGAGCUCGUUCUGGCCGGUGCCGACGACGAUGAAGGUCGAGUGGGACGCCUGA